AGAUCACUUCAAAACCGACCAAUAGAAUUUAUGAAGUGGGUUUAUAUUGUUGUUGUGAGCUUGUGGUUUAAACCCGGUAGGUGGCACUGUCCCCGCCCAACCGACACCCGCUAACGCAGAAGAAGAACGACACCGGAAGCAAAACCUUCGACUCUUGUGUAGCACACCGAGUUUUUUGUGUAACACAGCGACCGUGUUGCUCCGUGUUGUUUUGUGGUUGUGUCAUGUCACAGAACAGCGUUGUGCGCGUGUGCUCAAUGUGAUUUAAGGAGCGUGUGCGCGUGCUGGUGUCCUCGGAGAGCCGUGACGUCCCGCAGCCGCCUAGCAUCCCCAGCUAGCCCGUUAGCUUCCUGUCACCGCAGCGGGCCGAGUCAAACGAUGAAUUCGGUCCAGAGCAGGACUUCGCCGGCGAACCUGCGCGACGAGGAGACGCUGCUGGUGGAGAACGCCAUCAGACUGGCGAUCGACUCCAUCCUCAACGUGUUGUCCGGCGUCCACAGCGCCAGGACCCACGAGUACCAGCGGACGGUGGCGGACAGGGACAAAGAGAUCCGGCGGCUGGACCGCAGGCUGCUGGGGAUCGAACACGAGCUGCAGGUGCUCCGCCGGCAGGGGUGCACCUGCAGCUCGGUGUUCGGAGACGAGCUGGGCCCCGGCGGGCCUCAGACCUCCUCCGGUGGCCCCGGCGGGUCUCACACCUCCUCCGGUGGCCCCGGCGGGUCCGGUGUCGCGCAGACGGUCGAGUCGCUCGAGCGGGGCGGGUUCGAACUCGGCUGCCUGUACCCUGGUAUGAAAGUGGGGGACAGUGAGAUGGGCUUUUUAUUGGGUCCUUUUGCGAGACCCCUCUCACACGUCUCCUCCCAAAGCCCAGAGUCGGCUCCUCUGUCGUCCCCCAGCAGAAUGUGCCUGGAGCAGGCCUGCGCCUCCCUCUCCUCAGAGACUUCAGGUGUAUUGGAGGCAGCCAGACUUCUGCCCUCAUCUCCCAGCAGCCUCGUGGUCAAAGAAGAGCCGUGUGACAUCGACACAGUUUUAAUCAAGUGGGAGAUGAGCGAGGAGAGAUUCGGGGAGUGUCAGGAGAGCACAGGAAGUACAUGUCAGGACGAAGACAGCCUCGCUGUAAAAAAAACACCGGACGGCAGAGAGAGGGUAAACUUCAGGGAGGAACCUGAAGCCGACGAAGAUGAAAACCAAAUCACAGAUGGAGAGCACCUGAGGAACAAGAAGAAGGGCGUGCCGAUGUCCCAGCUGCCGGAGGAGGCUCAGAGACUGAAGCGGGCGGCGUGGAGAGCAGCGUCCAGGCGCUACUACGCCCGGAAAGUAGCCCGGCAGCAGCCAAACCCCUCGCGCUGCAACCCCUUCCCCCACAUGUCGGCCUCGCAGUAUGCACAACCUCUCUCCUUCAUGGACAAGAGGAGGAGGACGCUGAUAUCUCAUCUACCCGAAGAGUCUCAGCUGAUGCAGAGGGAGGCGUGGAGAGCCGCGUCCAGGAGGUACUACGCCCGGAAAACUGCCCGUCCCCAGAUGGACCACACGCAGUACGAACACCUGCUCCAGAACACGGAGCCUUCUGGAGAGACACAGGAACCUGACGGAGCCGGAUCCCACGGCAACAGCGAAGGAAUCAUGUGCAGCUGACACAGCGAUGGUGUUUGAAGAGAUUCUGCAUAUUUAAAACUUUACGACGUGUCCGAAACUGGACUUUGUGAAUGGUUGCAUUUGGUUGAUCAUGUUGAUUUGUCUCAGGUGUUAUGAUACGAUCUGUUGUAACCUUAAUCUCCAAACUGUCUGCUUGCGUUUGUAACCUUUCAUAGUUGAAUUAUGCAACUAAUAUUCCUGAAGACAUCACAGCGUUUAUAUCAGUUUGAUUUAGAUUUUUAUUUUAGUGUUAAACCCCUUAUCUUCAUGACUGUAUUUCUUUGGAAAACACUGCAUGUCUGUACAAACGCAUUAAUAUAUUCUGAGGCAAUAUAAAGCCACUGUAUCAGUGCAGUGCCCCCUAGAGUGCAGGAUCUGUAACUACAAUCAGCUGCAACGCUUAAAUUAUAAACUCAACAUCUUUGUAUUAAUAACAGGUGAAGCAAUAUUAGAUUUGUUACUGUUAAAAGCUUGUAAUUUUUAUAACAUGUUAAAUAAUAAAUUAUUUAAAUACUG
Messenger RNA from Hippoglossus stenolepis (Pacific halibut), 2151 nucleotides. RefSeq lists its product as uncharacterized. The record is from RefSeq and is a predicted model, not a curated record. NCBI's taxonomy places the organism in Eukaryota, Metazoa, Chordata, Actinopteri, Pleuronectiformes, Pleuronectidae. Bases 379 to 1635 code for a protein of 418 amino acids. The transcript is spliced from 4 exons.